GGACCAGUGAAUCCGCGUUGCUCUCUGCUUGGUCUCACCUGCCUCCACUCAUGGACCCCAACUGCUCCUGCCCCACAGGUGGCUCCUGCAGCUGUGCAGGCUCCUGCACGUGCAAAGCCUGCAGAUGCACCUCCUGCAAGAAGAGCUGCUGCUCCUGCUGCCCCGCGGGCUGUGCCAGGUGUGCCCAGGGCUGCAUCUGCAAAGGGGCCUCGGACAAGUGCAGCUGCUGUGCCUGAAGUCUGGGGAGACCCUGCCCCAGAUGUAAAUAGAGCAACUUGGACAAACUUGUAUUUUGCUAUUUUUCACAUGCACUGACUUCAUGCUACAUCCCUUUUUCUGUGAAAUAUGUGAGUUGUAAUAAAAGUUGUCAAUUUCA
Molecule: messenger RNA, 376 nt
Organism: Sus scrofa (pig)
Lineage: Eukaryota; Metazoa; Chordata; Mammalia; Artiodactyla; Suidae
Gene: MT1A
Product: metallothionein 1A
Biological process (GO): detoxification of copper ion; cellular response to zinc ion; cellular response to cadmium ion
Cellular component (GO): nucleus; cytoplasm
Molecular function (GO): metal ion binding
Source: RefSeq, marked provisional